CACAGCACACACAAAGCACUUAUUUGGCGCCUCGGUCGGAUGAGAGGAGAAAUUCGGCAGCACAGCGCCGUUACAAUUUGCAAUGGCUGCAGCUUUGUCCCGUGCUCUCAAAUUGCCUGGGAAGAAGGGCUCGGAGCUUGGAGAGUAUGACCCCCUCACUCAGGCCGACAGUGAGGACGAGAGCGAGGAGGACGACCUGGUCCUCAACUAUCCCCGCAAUGGCCUGGGGAGGGGCAACUGCAUGGGCGCAGGUACAUCAGAGCUGAGAGGGAGCAGAACAGGGAGGCUCGUAGGGGAUGAAGAGGAGGGAGAGGAGGAAGAGGAGGACGACGAUGAGUGGAGAGAACGGCUCCCGGGAAAAAAGAGGCAGGAGAGAGAGGAGAAGGGCAUGCAGUACUGGAGCCAGAGGGAGACAAACAGGGAUGGGGGAGUAGAGGAGGAAGGGGGGCUUGGGGCCUCUGGUGGCCCUGGAUUGGGUGUCAGUGCCAGUGCUGACCCAGACGGGAAGAAGGCUAAGGUGAGGGGAGCCAUCCGGGCAGCGUUUUUCCUGGUGCCUCUGGUCUGUGCUAUGCUGGUGGUGCUGCUGUGUGCCUUUUUGGUGCCUUGUCAGCAGGGGGAACUGGACAAACGGCUGCAGUGGGAGAAAGAGCUGGGUGAUCAUGUGGGAGGUGUUACCCCACCUCCUCUUGCACUGUGGGAUGUCGACAAUGACUCAGUUGAGGAUGUGCUAAUAGGAGUCACUCAAAAGAGCAACAAUACCCAUCUCUCCAGUUUUGUGGGGAACAACAGAGAGUACAGUGUGGUGGCCCUAUCUGCUUUCAGUGGUGAGGUGCUAUGGAGGAGGGUCCUCAGGGAACCUGUGGAGUCCAUCCAGUGUGGGCUGCAGUACGAAGCCCACCCAUCACCACUGCCAGCAGGGGGCGCUGCCCUCAGAGCCUUCCCCAACAGCGCUAUUUCCCUAUCUGGCCAGAGAGACAGGGCUAGCGGCCCCGUGUGUCUGCUCAUCAAGUCUGCACACCUCACCGCUGUCAACAGCACCACAGGGAAGAAGCUGUGGUCGGUAGCCCCAGGAGAGAUCCAGUCCCAGGCAGUCUCCCUGCCAGAUCUCCAAGGCGACACUGUUCCUGACUUGCUGAUUGCCACUUUACCUGCUGACCAGGUGUCUGACCUCUCACUGCUCCUGCUGUCUGGGCUGACUGGCGCUCUGCUUGGACAUCCCGUGACCUUUAACCUCACGACCUUUAAUGUCUCUGGCAAGCUGAUUGGUCCCCUGUUUCAUGAGACACAGCUGGGGGCAUACUACAUUCUGUUUGGACUAGGCACUGUAGAGGCUGUAUCCCUGGGAGAUAUUUACACUCAGGCUACUGGGAAAACACCCAUAUCCCCUGGCUUAAGACUGAAGGACCCCGGCUGGGAGAAGCUUAGGAAAACCAACUCCUCCUCCCUCAUACACAUCUCCAGUGGAACUGAACAGGUGGAGUUCUUGGUCCCCCUAGUGGCUGGCUUGUGUAACAACCACAACAGCCUGGACUCCAUCUCCAACCUCAACUCCAGCCGCAGUGACUGGGUGCUGGUGUGUGGCAAGCUCUCCAGCAAGCUGUCUGUGCUGCGAGAGAAGGACGCACACACCAAGUGGACUCUUACCUCCUCAGCCAUACACAGUCGUCCAGCACCAGGCCAAUUCAACGAUGAUGGAAUCCCAGAUCUCCUCAUACAGAAGUCUGGGGCCCCUACAAUGAGAAAAGUUCAGGUGGUUGAUGGAGCCAGUGGGCGUAGUCUAUGGGAGACAGAGUUUAUUUGUCCACGCCUUGACUUGGAAGGUACCUCAAUCAUGACAACAUCUGGUCAAUCAGCUUUCCUUUUCUGGGCUGGUGACCCUCUCAGACCACCGAAGAACCUCACCAAGACAACUGUGGCACCAGUGGCGGCUCCAGCCAUGCCAGUCAUCCGAAAGCUCUUCAUGCUGCAUCCUACAUAUCCCACAAUCCUGCUGGAGCUCGCCAGCACCACAGACACCAUACUUACUGCUGCAGUGAGUUACCAGGAGCCGCAGAAGGAUGCCUCCUACAUUACUGUUUCCUCCCGGCCUACCUCUGGCCUGGGGCCUGGGUCUCGGGUGGUGAAGAGCAUGAGCCUCAGAGCAGCAAUCACUGCUGGACAGAUUGUGAGGCUGGGAGAGAGCAGCACCGCCAGGGGACCAGUCAGACCUGGAGUAUUUGAGAUAAACAAAUUCUUCAGGCGUCUCACCUUCAAACAGCAUUAGAGAGGAGUUACCACUUGCUGGUUCUACAUGAUCAGAGGGAAACCACUGGCGGGACCAAACCUGUGGAAACACCAUGACACACACCAAGUGAAGGAGACUCAUGGAGAUUUAUCUCAAGCUGUUUACAUUUCCACUUUUGUCCAAAGUACGAUUUUAUUUUCCAUUAUUACUCAUCUCACUUGCUGAAAAAUAUUUAUUUUGCUGUAGUGUUAUUAUAUGUGUAUAUAUUAUGAGUUUAAUUAUGUAUUUAUGACCAGUCCUUUUUAUUGAAUAUUGAAUGUAAUAUAUCAAUUACUAUUUACCUUGUUUGGGGUGUAUGUAAAUAAGUACAUAGAGGAAACUUCUGGAGAUCAAGCACAAUGAUUUGAAAGAUAGGGGUGUAGGUGUAAGGUGUCCAUUGGCACAAUCGGCACCUCACUCGUUUAGUAUAUUUUUUAUCUACAGAAUGAGAGGCAAUUACCCAAUUUAUUCCUCCAAAUACAUUCAUUCCCCUCUCACAUGCACUUUUUGAAUUAGGCAAUUGAGGUCUGUGUUCAAACAGAAUUACCCAGUUAUGGAAAGGGGGUCUGUACAUAUUUUUGCUGUAGUGGAGAAUGGGGUAUGUUGAGCCAUUUUUUACAUUCAGCAUCACUACGUCAAGGGAAAUACAGUAUUAUUUCCAACAUUGAUAUCUACAUAUGUUUCAGGAUGUUGUGUAUCCCUGGAAAUAAUCAGAAUUAAUGUAAACAUUACUGGGUUUUUUAAACAGCUCGUAAAAAAAAAAAAAAGGUGAUUUAUUGGCACAAUUUACCCUGGGUAUGCAUAGGGACAGGGUAAAUUGAGCUGCCUUGGGGUGUCAUGUGUGAUGGUGUCCUGUGAUGGUGCUGGCAGGUCAAAGUUUAAUUCAUGGAAUGGGGGUGUGGUAUAUUGUAUAUCUGAAAUGUAUGCCAACAUUCAGAUAUAGAUCUCUCUAUUCACUAUCACUAACCCUUCCAUUUCUUGACCAGUUGUCAGGGACAGGGAUGUUGUUUCGAUGUGCCAAUUCAAAGGCAAGUUCUCUGCCUGAGGCUACUAAGCCCAUGAAACUGGUCUGUGAGAUUCUUGAUAUGUUUAGCAAGCUCAGACUCCAUGUCAUCAGAUAAGACCUUGUGUGCCUCUGCUACUUGUCACAUGAUUCAUUUUGUUGUAUGGUUUCCUAGAAACAAGGGGUGGCUCAACUAACCCAAUCGCUCAACUUACCCCACUCUCCCCUAAAGUAUUUAUUGAUAUGCUACUGAAAUGUUUACAUUUCUCUAAUCAAUAACUAUUGUAGUGAUGAUACAUUAUUGCUGAGGGCCAUGUAUGGUAACUGUGCAUUUUAUUGCUAUUGGUACUUGUAAAUAUUGCUGACAUACUGGAAAACAUUUACAGAUCACAGCAAUAAAUAAAUGUACUGCUGCAAUUCUUGCUGCUACAAAUGUAGUGUUUUGUACAGCUGUACUACGGAUUAAGCUCCGUUCACAAUAAAUUAUCAUAAAAACA
Coregonus clupeaformis (lake whitefish) is the source of this 3763-nucleotide messenger RNA. RefSeq names its product family with sequence similarity 234 member B (gene fam234b). Gene Ontology annotation, molecular function: protein binding. The record is from RefSeq and is a predicted model, not a curated record. The coding region runs from base 83 to 2263 and encodes 726 amino acids. The transcript is spliced from 13 exons. NCBI's taxonomy places the organism in Eukaryota, Metazoa, Chordata, Actinopteri, Salmoniformes, Salmonidae.